AUGGGCAUCAACUCGCGUAAUAUCGAUUCCCAAAUGGAACAAAGGCCCCUUGGUCAGCCAAAACAUUACCACACCAAUCUCGAGAUGUUGUUUUCCCUCAUCCUUCUCACGCUGUGUGCCUUUGCUGCUACAGCAGAAGAUUCAGAAUCGAGUGAAAGUUCUUCAGAACAAACCCACGACAAUGAACAUCCCCGAAGAUACGUAGAAGCACUCAUGGACUGCAGCGAGAAAUAUCAAGUUCCUCCAAAUUACUUUACAAUGAUCUUGAAUGGAGACGCACCUGUUUUCAAUGACGCAAAAUGCUUCGUCAAGUGCGGCAUGAUGGGUUUACACUAUUUAAAUGAAGACGGGAGCCUCAACGAAAAGGAAGUGAGAUCAGUCGUGCACAGAUUCUUCGCAGAACCAAGUGCACACGAACAAGCGAUCAAUACCUGGUUAAACUGUGAAAAACAAAGUAAAUCAGAGCAGUAUGCUGACGAUUCAUGUGAAAGAGCCUACAACAUGUUCAUGUGCUACUCUGAACAUAUGAGCAAGUGCUUCAUGAAAUGCGGUUUGGUUGGAAUGGGUUAUAUUAAUAGAGAUGGCAGCCUCAACGGAGCAAACCUAAAAAACACAGUAUACAAGUACUUCAACGAUGAGUCGCAACGGGACUUUACAAUCAGAGCUUGGCUGGCUUGCGACCAAAAGUGCCAUUCUGCAUUCUAUAGUGACGAUUCCUGUGAUAGAGCUUUCAAUCUAGCCAUGUGCUUUGUCGAACAAAUUAAAAAUGUAUGUACCGAACAAAUCUAA
Messenger RNA from Nezara viridula (southern green stink bug), 789 nucleotides. The record is from the annotation of a GenBank genome assembly. NCBI's taxonomy places the organism in Eukaryota, Metazoa, Arthropoda, Insecta, Hemiptera, Pentatomidae.